This is a messenger RNA of Punica granatum (pomegranate), 2395 nucleotides long. The record is from RefSeq and is a predicted model, not a curated record. NCBI's taxonomy places the organism in Eukaryota, Viridiplantae, Streptophyta, Magnoliopsida, Myrtales, Lythraceae.
AUUCAUUUUCGCCGUGUCCUCUACCUCAUCCUCAAGCAGCACUCCAUCUCUCCUACGUUCUCCGGCCAACCACCGGAGUCCAAGAAAACAGGAAGAAGGUACUUCCUUCCGACGAGGUCGAUGGAUCACGACGAGGAGGAGGAGGAGGAGGAUGAAGCUGACUUCUACAGCGGUGGCGACUCCGACAGCGACCACCUUGACCUGGCCGGCGAACCUGACUCCGACGUCUCCGAUGACGCCCGCCACCAGCAAAAUUAUUCCGUUUUGGGCGAAGAAGAUAUCCUGCAACGUCAAGAAGAUGAUAUUAUAAGGGUCUCUAAUGUGCUGUCCAUUUCGAAGGUUUCAGCUGGUAUCUUGCUUCGGCACUAUAAUUGGAAUGUGAGCAAAGUGCAUGAUGAAUGGUUCGCAAAUGAGGAAAAAGUGCGUGGGGCUGUUGGCUUGUUAGAGGAACUGCUCGUGGAAUUUCCAAAUGAUAAUGAAAUUACUUGCGGAAUUUGUUUUGAAUCCUAUCCCUGUGAUAGAAUAUAUGGAGCAGCCUGUGGCCAUCUCUUUUGUCAAGCAUGCUGGGCAGGUUUUAUGAGCACAGCCAUUAUUGAUGGUCCUGGAUGCUUGAUGUUGCGAUGUCCUGAUCCUUCGUGCACAGCUGCUGUUGGUCAAGAUAUGAUUGAUAAAUUGGCUUCUGAUGAAGACAAGAAGAAAUACAAUCGAUAUUUUAUUAGAUCCUAUAUUGAAGAUAACAAGAAGACAAAAUGGUGUCCUGCACCUGGCUGCGAUUAUGCUAUAGAAUUUAUUGUAGGCUCUGGAUAUUACGAUGUCAUCUGCCGCUGCUCACACAGCUUUUGCUGGAAUUGUACUGAAGAAGCUCACCGUCCAGUGGACUGUGAUACUGUGGCCAGGUGGACUUUGAAGAAUAGUGCUGAAUCUGAAAAUAUGAACUGGAUAUUGGCAAAUUCCAAGCCUUGUCCCAAAUGCAAGCGGCCAAUUGAGAAAAAUCAAGGAUGUAUGCAUAUCACAUGCACUCCGCCAUGUAAAUAUGAGUUUUGCUGGCUCUGCCUUGGUCCAUGGUCAGUUCAUGGUGAGAGAACUGGUGGAUUCUAUGCAUGUAAUCGAUAUGAGACUGCAAAGCAAGACGGAGUGUUUAAUGAGGCUGAGAAGCGGAGGGAGACGGCCAAAAACUCCCUUGAGAGAUAUACACAUUAUUAUGAACGAUGGGCUACUAAUCAAUCUUCUAGGCAGAAGGCACUUGCAGAUCUACAGCAAAUGCAAACAGUGCAUCUGGAGAAGCUAAGUGACAUACAGUGCCAACCUGAGUCCCAACUGAAAUUCAUAAUAGAUGCUUGGCAACAGAUAGCUGAAUGUAGGCGUGUUCUGAAAUGGACAUAUGCUUAUGGAUUCUAUAUACCAGAGCAAGAACAUGCCAAGAGACUAUUCUUCGAGUACUUGCAAGGUGAGGCAGAGUCGGGGUUAGAACGCCUCCACCAAUGUGCAGAGAAGGAGCUGCAGCGUUACCUCACUGCAACAGCCCUGUCGAAAGAAUUUAAUGAGUUCCGCACCAAACUUGCGGGAUUGACCAGUGUUACCCGAAAUUACUUUGAGAAUCUGGUGAGGGCCCUCGAGAAUGGACUGUCGGACGUGAGCUCUCGGUCUGCCUGCAGCAGGUCAGGAAGCUCAAGGAGCUUAAGAGGCAAAGGCAGCAGCAGCAGAGGAGAGAGAAGCAAGGUCACAUUUGCAGCACUUAGAUCCAUCGGUAGAAGCAGCAGCAUUAACGACUCUGGACACUGGUCCUGCCGACAUUGCACCUUUGCAAACAAUAACUCCGUCACCGUUUGCCAAAUUUGCCGCCAGCGCCAGUAGAUGGUUUCAUUCUCUUCAUGCUUCGGCCUCGGAAAUUUAGAAGCCUGCCUCCUGGGUUUGUGGAGCAACUUGCGAUUGAGAUCCCCGCCCACAAUAGGCAGUGCUGGUACACGAGAUCAAUUUGGAAGAUUUAGCUUCGUGGGGCCAGUUGGAAGGAGGAGGAAGGGUCAAGACUCAAAACUUCUAAUAGUAUGCCAUCAAAAUAAUGCCACAGGGGGCCACUGCUUGUUCUUCUGAGAACUGCUAGUCCCGAAUUGGGAACUGACGACUGAAUAAACAAGAUGCAAAGGGCUUUGUGCCGAAGCAUCGACCCCCGAGGCUGCUGAUCGCUGGAGGGACUGUAAAUUGUAAUUUUCCUUUGUUUUGCUGCUGAAAUGUAACAUUUUCUUCUCCUCCCCUAAUGUAAUAUCUAGCUAUCAAGCUAUAAAGGAAGCAGCGACUUCAACUAAAUUACUUUCAGGAUGAGAAUGUAAGAUUACUGGGCGAUUCUAUUCCGUCGCUCAAAGCAUCAAUUCAUGUCACGUUAUCCAUUCUUGCUCGA